AUGCUCCACGAAUUUUGGAUGUUGGCGCUAGCCAUAUCGCUUUGCUCAUCUGUACAUGCAUCGCCAACUGCUUUGAGAAAGGAAGCGAAUAGCGUCAGUCUUGCCAAACGUGCUACUUGCACUCCUGCGUCCGCAGUAAAUUCCGGUACCGACGACGUUCCAGCCAUCACUGCAGCCAUCAAAUCAUGUGGAAGUGGUGGUGUUAUUCAAAUUCCUGCUCGUGUACAGUAUGCAAUCAAUAGUGUCCUCGACUUCACUGGAUGUGCUGGAUGUACCUUCAAUAUCGAAGGUACACUGAAGGUCUCGGACGACUUGGAUUUCUGGGAGGGAAAACGAGCUAUCUUUUAUGUGAAUGGUAUCAACACAGCAACCAUUCAAUCCAUUACUGGAACGGGUGUCAUAGAUGGAAAUAGGCAAGCGGCAUACGAUUAUUUCGCCUUGAACUCUUCAUAUGCUCGCCCAACAUUGCAUUAUAUAACCGGCGCAUCUUCCAACAUCACCAUCAAGAGCCUUCGAGUCAAGAAUCCACCAAACGUUUUCUUCAGUGUCACUAGAGCAUCAACGAAUGUUGCAUACUCCGACUUAACCAUGACUGCAGCUUCAAAAUCGACAACUCUCCCAAAGAAUACGGACGGCUUCGACAUCGGCGACUGCACAUACGUUACACUGAAUGACAUCAAGAUCACCAACCGAGACGACUGCGUAGCCUUCAAACCCGGCGCAAACUACGUCACCGUCGACACAAUCUCCUGCACUGGCUCCCACGGAAUCUCCGUAGGAUCCCUCGGACACAAGCCGGCACGACCGAUUCCGUAA
Messenger RNA from Sclerotinia borealis F-4128, 816 nucleotides. The record is from the annotation of a GenBank genome assembly. Lineage: Eukaryota; Fungi; Ascomycota; Leotiomycetes; Helotiales; Sclerotiniaceae.